AUGAAGCGAGACAGCAGAGGUGAGCCUGUGAUGAUGAUGGUCCAUCGAUGGAAUAGGCCAUUGUCCUGUCUGCUCUGUCGAGAGAAAAAGAGACGAUGUGAUCGGAUUCAGCCGUGCUCAAAUUGCAGUCAGCGAAAUAUCGAAUGUGAAUAUGAAUCACAUACGGUGGCUGGAUUGAACCAGACAGCUACUGCGCAGACAGAACCAGCUACUCUGAAUGCGGAGGACGUCUUGAAUCGACUUCAUAAAUUGGAAGAAGCUGUUUUCAACCAAUCACAGCCGAUCCCACAGACGAGGCACGCAGAUACCCAGAAUGCCACCCCAUUCGGUUCUCAUCUCCAAUCAGCUGUGGAUAAACCAUCCUUGGAUAUAGCAUAUUUAACCCGAAAUCUCCCUCCAAUCGAACAAGCCAGGGAGUUAUUCAGCCAUUUUGCCAACACUCUACAUGCAACAUUCUGUGUCUUUCAUAUCCCAUCAACGCGUAACAUAAUGGAGGAGGCAUAUCAAAGAAUGAUGCUAGGAGGACAGCCCACCUCGACCCGUUUACUGCUACUAUUCACCAUCUUCGCGGGCGCAGCACUCGCAUGGACACCUGAACUGCUAGAAAAGCUGAGAUCCACAAAAGACGAAGCGAAAGCAGCUUUUACAGCAUACACAAGUCUUGCGAUGUCUAUAUUAGACGAUGAUUCCCAGCCCGUAACGGCAUCGACUGUUGCUCUAGCAGCCAUUAGCAAUCUGGCCUAUCUGAUCACCAAUUCUGAUGGAUUUGCUGUGAAAGCCAGUGUUCUUCGCAUUCGUUGCUUGUUAAUGGCAAGGACCAUGCAGAUCCACCGUCUCGAUACGGUAAAGAGCCAAGAGGAACGAAGGAUGAAAGGGUGUAAUAUAAUCGAGAUUGAAGUCCAGAGACGCGUGUGGUGGCAUAUGGUGGCAACUGAUUGGUUGAGUGGGUUCUCAGGAGGACCCCAAGAAGGCUCAUAUUCAUUACAACCUAAACACAUGAAUGUCAACUAUCCAAGCAAUGUCGACGACGAGUUCAUCACGGAGGCAGCGGUAGAGUAUAACCAUCCGCUAUCUACACCUACAACCAUGUCGUCUUUUAUCUACCGAAUCAAAAUGGCAGAAAUAUGCCGUGAAAUCGUCGAUGCCAUGCCCUCAAUUCUCCUCGAAUCUCAAGAACCAGAAUAUGAUCUCAUCCUCCAACUGGAUGAUAAAUACCGAACCUUUUUCAAGGGCUUGCCAACUUUCUUCCAAGAUGACGAAGCCAGCAUCAGUCAAAGCAAGAGUAUAUACGAGAGAUACCCUCACCUCCCCCUCCAACGCAUCACCAUCCACUUUAGCGUCCAUACACGUAUCUGCCGACUCCAUCGACCAUACCAUCUCGAAGGCACCACGAAUCCGAAAUACGCCUAUUCUCAUCAAAUGUGUAUCCGCUCAGCUCAAAAAGUCCUGGAACUACGACGCGCAAUGGAUGAUGCUAGCGCGAAGGUGGGAAUAAAGCCAACGCGGUUCUGGGUAGUCACGCAGCAUGUUUUUCUCGCUGCGCUUAUCUUAGCUACGGAUGUAUCAUUUAAUCCAGAUGCAGUCGAUGCCGAGGCGAGAAAGGAAAAGGUACUCUCUGCGUAUCGGAUUCUGGAGAGGUCAAAAGAGGAAUCGAGUGUGCUUAUGGAGGGGAUUCAGCGGAAUAUGCAAACGCUUAUGAUGACGCUUCAGAAACAGAGAGCGCAGAUUGAUUUACAGAGUGGUGAACCUGCUGCUGGUGAGAUGGCAUCAAAUGAUGAUUCUGAGUUACUUUCAGCUAUGAAUAGACCAUCUGAUGCCUUCAUCGAUACAGACCUGGGAGACUGGGAUAACAUGUGGUCUGAAUUCCUGGCUGUCGCACCGGAACUGGAUGCACCUCAGUGGAAUUCAUUGUUGGAUGAUAUGGAUUUUAAUUUACCCGAUGUGCAAUAGUUGGAAGAAUAAAGUGAAGAUGUUGAUUUAUAAGAAUGUAUACUCGGCAUUUGAAGUCAUCCCG
Aspergillus wentii DTO 134E9 is the source of this 2014-nucleotide messenger RNA. RefSeq lists its product as uncharacterized. Bases 1 to 1950 code for a protein of 649 amino acids. Gene Ontology annotation, molecular function: DNA-binding transcription factor activity, RNA polymerase II-specific; DNA binding; zinc ion binding. The record is from RefSeq and is a predicted model, not a curated record. NCBI's taxonomy places the organism in Eukaryota, Fungi, Ascomycota, Eurotiomycetes, Eurotiales, Aspergillaceae. Gene Ontology annotation, biological process: regulation of DNA-templated transcription; DNA-templated transcription. The transcript is spliced from 4 exons.